AAGCGACGCGCUCCGCCGGUGAACCACGCGGCGCUGACCGCACUUGUGGAUCGUUGGAGGCCGGAGACUCACUCCUUCCACCUUCCAUGUGGGGAGAUGACGAUGACCCUACAGGACAUGGCUAUGAUAAGCGGCCUUCCUAUCAAUGGACAAGCUGUUACCGGUCGUGUCAGCGUGGGUAAUUGGCGAGAACGGACUGCCGAUUUAAUUGGCGUUCAGCCCGAGGGCCCUCAGGAAGGCAAGGCCGAUACAGCGAAAGUGAGGCAUUCUUGGCUAAAACUGGUCAGAGGAAACACCAACCCGUGCCCUCAGGAUGCCAAUGACGUGGUUGUGCAGCAGUACGCGCGGGCCUAUCUUUGGUAUGUACUAACCAAGGUAGUCUUCUCAGAUGCAACCGGGAACUCAGCCCUCUGGAUGUUCUUGGAGCCACUUAAUAACUGGGAUACCCAGUAUAGCUGGGGUUCGGCCGCACUAGCAUACUUGUAUCGUCAGCUUGACUUGGCGUGUCGGAGGAAGGGAGGUACAUCCUCAUUGUCUGGGUUUGUUUGGAGCCUAUCCGUGUGGAUGUGGGAGCGGAUCCCGGUUGGACGGCCCGAUUUGAAGAACCCCCUCAUGGCAAACCCACGGGGUAAUCAUGACGGGUUGCAUGAUGAUGAUCCAUAUCGGCGCCCUACGCUUGCUUACUAUUGGGAACAAGUGACAGUGUACACAGGAAGCUCGCAUGUGCGAUACAAGUGCUAUAUGAACGAGCUGGACACCUUGACUGCUGAGCAGGUACAUUGGUUGCCUUAUGUGGAAGAUCGUGACUUUGAUCUUAAUGAGAUGUGCACGCGUGAUAGCCAUCUUUGGCGGGCGAGGUGCCCAAUGAUAUGCUUCUUCGCAGUUGAGUGGCACUUUGUAGACCGUGUGGCAAGACAAUUUGGAAAAAGACAAGGUAUUCCAAUUGAGGAGAGCAAGGAGGAAAUGCUAUCUCUGCAUCGGUUCGAUCGAAGGAACAAUCAGGAUAUAUCGGAUUGGGCAAACAAACACCGUGCGUGGAUAGAAAUUUGGAAUCAAAGAGACACGUUAGUGCAAUCAGAGAAUAGACCUCACAAUCAGUCAGCAUAUCAGAAGUAUCAAGUGUGGUAUGCGGAUCGUUACCGGUUAAAGCUGAAGCCAGGUUGGACUCACGAGGAGUGGUCGGAGUUGGUGUCUGAAGACCCGGAGACUGCAGAAGGUUAUCAUACCUUCAACACGGCUGUGAGAGACACCAGAGGGGCUCAUGUUGACUACGCACCGAUGCAUGACGAAAUGGUAGUCUGUUUGACCUAUUCUAACAUACUUGCAUCAUGUUGUCUUCUUUCAAAUACAUAAGUUUGGUGUGUUCAUGAAUUGCAGGGCAGAGAGUUGCUUCUGU
Molecule: messenger RNA, 1396 nt
Organism: Triticum aestivum (bread wheat)
Lineage: Eukaryota; Viridiplantae; Streptophyta; Magnoliopsida; Poales; Poaceae
Product: serine/threonine-protein phosphatase 7 long form homolog
Exons: 4
Coding region: 97-1353 (418 amino acids)
Biological process (GO): meristem development; meristem maintenance
Source: RefSeq, a predicted model, not a curated record